Molecule: messenger RNA, 1375 nt
Organism: Aphanomyces invadans
Lineage: Eukaryota; Oomycota; Saprolegniomycetes; Saprolegniales; Verrucalvaceae
Exons: 1
Coding region: 52-1065 (337 amino acids)
Cellular component (GO): Golgi apparatus; membrane
Molecular function (GO): GDP-mannose transmembrane transporter activity; antiporter activity
Source: RefSeq, a predicted model, not a curated record
AUCGAGGUAGAGGCAUUAUCCCUUGAUCAGCGUCGACCGCACACCGCCGCGAUGUCGACACCGAAGACGACAAGCACAGCCAUGGCAGUCCUGUCCUGUGUGGUAUACAGCGCGGUGUCGAACGCUAUGGUCCUCGUGAAUCGGUACCUCGUCGGGCAAAAGUACUUCAAUUACCACGAGAAGUCGUUCGUGAUCCUCGCCCAGAUGCUCCUCGGCGUGCUAAUGCUGGAACUCGCCAAAUUUCAAGGAAUGAUCAAGUACGAAAACUUCAGUCUCGACACCGCCAAGCGUUGGGCGCCCGUCACGUUUUUCUUUGUCGCGAUGUUGUACACGAGUACACUUGCGACGGCCGGCCUUCCCAUCCACAUUGUGACCGUGUUCAAGAAUGUCGCGAUCAUUCUCACAGUCAUCGGGGAAUGGCGCUUCUUUGGCGAAGGCGUAGGGCUGAUCGUUCUCACGUCUCUCUUCGUCAUGCUAUUGGGUGCUGUGCUCACUUCGUACAGCGACGUGGACGGGAAACCAACUCCGAGUACCAUCAGCGGCUACUUCUGGAUGGUCAUGAAUUGCAUUUGCACAGCUUCUUACGUUCUAUACAUGCGAUACGCCACGUCCAAGUCUUCGCUCAAGCUGUCGCGCUUUGGAAUGGCGUUUUACAACAACCUAGUCGCGCUGCCGCUGCUGUUCCCGCCCAUGCUUGUCAACGGCGACGCGAUCACGAUGUGGUCCAACCCGAUGACGUAUGACGUUUCGUUCCUCGUCCUCUUGACCGUGAGCGGCGUCUUCGGGAUUGCGCUCAACCUGGCGUCGUUCUGGUGUGUAUCUUCGACAUCGGCCACGACCUACGCAACGGUUGGUGGCCUGAACAAGGUUCCGACGACAUUCAUCGGCGUCGUCCUUCUCGGCGAAGAGCUAACUGCCAAGACCGCAAUCUUCGUCAGUUUUGGCGUGAUUGGAGGCAUGCUGUACGGGUACGGCAAGUUCAAGGACGCGGAAGCUGCCAAACUCGCCAAGGCGCGCAAGGACGAAGCGGCCGAGAAGCAGAAGAUGCUCGACAAUUCAGUUUAACACGUUUCUGCGUUCUUUCCCUGGAACGAUUCCGCAGCACUUUUCAUUCCACGUGAGUUAGAACGUCGUGGGAUUGUUUAGAAGCAUGCUACAUGCAAAAGUCAGGCGGAGGAAUGGAAUGAAUACCGACCUUGGCAUCGAGUUGGACGUGAGGUCGAGAAAGGCUUCCUCAAGCGCGGACUGGGUCAACGAUGAGUCGCCUGCAUCCAGGUGAGGACAAACGGAAAGUGCACGUAAUGUAUACCCAGAGGGAGUGCGUCGUGCGUCGACGCAUUGCUCAAGUCACGACUGAGCUCCUCGAUCUCGAUUG